AUGUCAACGACGACAGGAAAGUGUUCAAUUUGCCAAAAAUCUUUGGGUAAAGAUAAUAAAAGAGAAUUAACAACAGUUUGCGGUCAUACAUUUCAUCGUGAGUGUGCUCAACAACGACUCACUAAAGGAAAGUCAAAAGAUUGUCCAAUAUGUCGCAAAGAAACAGCUCUGGCGGACGCCUUCUACAAAAAUAUUCAGACUCUUAACAAUCCAUGUGAUCUUACACAAAGUAAAAUUGUAAAAAAUAGUGACAAAGUCGAUCGUGCUGCUUCAGAAUUAGCAUCGCAUAAGUCCCACUCCGCUGGUGCUAGCGAAAUAGACAAAAAUGAAAACAAUUCUCGUCAUUCAAAUGCUGUGACAGAAAAUAAUAAUGAGGAUCAAACGACAAUGAGAGUAAAAUCGAAUGACCAAAACUGGAAUAAACAAGAGAACACCGAAUGGGAUUGUGACAAAUGUGGUUAUCAUAAUGAAAGUUCAGCUAUAGUGUGCAUGACGUGUAAGCUAGCAAACUCAUCCACUAACGAAAAACGACAUACAGCUCGACAAUCAAAUAGAACUUUACAACCGAUAGAUCAUUCACCAUCUUUAUCGAGUUUAUCUUCCAAGACAGUACCACAAAUAUAUCCUGGACUUAAUGAUGAAAGUUAUCCACCAUCUCAGUCAACUUUCGACCGAUUGCCUUUACCUAAAAUUGGCUCGGCAUCCACAUCGUACACAAAAGACAUGAAUUCAUUAGAAGCAGUCUCUACUACGAACAUCAAAUUAAAGCCGGUAAAAGAUAAAGCAGAAUCAUCUACUUCUUCUACAUCAUUGCAUCAACAACGUCAAGUACCAGUUUAUAUUUCUGAUUUGCCUUUAGACAUUGAAGAUGAUAAUCAACUAGCAAGUUUGAUUCGUCAUCGUGUUGAAACAGCUCUGAACAUUGAAAUAAGCGCCAUAAAGUGUUACUCGAAAUUAGGUAUUGGUGUCAUGCAUGUCUCUAAUCAAAUAAAAGAUCAUCUUAUUAAUCACGUUGUUAAACUUUUCCUGCAUCCCAAAAAAGGAGAUAAUACGAUAUCAUUCGUUGAUGCACUUGAACUUGUUUCUUAUAUCGUAAUAAACAUGGAAAAAGAAGAAAACGAUCUUGUUUUACCAACACCCGAAGAAAUUACUCGCCGAUGGAUGGAGUUACACAAGGGAGGAAAACCACUUGCUUGUGAUCAAUUAAAUAUUCAAUUUCCAAAUAUUUAUCGUCUUGUUUCAGCAUCAUUAGAUGAAUUACUCAGUAACAAUCAUCACCAAGAUUUUAAAAUUAAAAGUCAAAUCGGUCAAAUCUAUUUUUGUGCUGAUUGUAGUUUUCUUGAAGAUGUACCUCGUUCAACUACACAAGAACAAUUGCAAGCUGCUAUUGCUAUUGCUAGUAAACUAUCACACAUUUCAUCAUCAUCUCUUUACAUUCAAAUAAAUAAACAAACUGGUAAUGCAUGCAUUCUUGCUACUGGUACAGCACGAAAAUGGUCACAAAUAAGUUAUAUUUAUCUAGAUGGUAAACCAAUAUCAAAGAAAGAUAAUCUUACUUGUCUUCUACUCAUUAGUCCUGUUCCACAAACAUUUUCUAUUCAAACAAUAAUCAACCACCAAAUACUUGCUGGUAAAGUAAUAGGUCAUAAGCAUAGUGGAGAAAAUCUUAUUCUCGAAAUAUCUGAUAAAAAUGUUUUUGAUGAUUGUGUAAAACAUGGAGACCUUCGUGUUGGUGACAAGUCUAUGUUUCAUAUGGAAGUAUAUGUUGCUUCAAAGAAUCCUGAAGAAAGUGAAAUUGAUGCUAAUACAUGGUAUGCCACACAGAUGUCUAAAUAUAAACCAGACAUUAUGCAAUUCAUUGUCAAUCCUGAACAUUCUAUUUUUCGUUAUAAGUGGAAUGCAAAAAUAUGGCUUGAGCAAUGGCUACAUGCAACGCCAUCUAAACACAGCAGUGAUAAUAUUAAAGGUACAUGCGAUCAAAAGGGUACAAUACUUGAUCAACUACGACAUCAACUUCAAGUGACAGUUAUGUUAAAUACACUUGGCACUGUACACAAAAAACGUUACUUAAUUGGAGAUCGAGAAGUAAAAUUGAAUUUGAACAAUAAACUCAAAACAAUUGUGUAUAAUCAUCAAUCGAAGUUAGAAAAAGAUGGAACAAUACCUUUAAUGACUACUCCUUAUCCUAAAACAACAGUUUCUGUUGUUAAAGAUGAUUGUAUUGCUGUUUGUGAAAAAUUACUUAAAAAAGGCAAACGACCACUUCUUCUCAAUAUGGCUAGUGCAACUAGUCCAGGUGGUGGAUUUCGUAAAGGUGAUGGAGCACAAGAAGAGAAUCUUUUUCGACGAUCUGAUUAUUUUCGAAGUCUUGAUAUUGGUCUUGAUGAUUUCCUAUCAGAGCAAUCAUCACGUGUUUAUUGUUCAUCUAAUGGUCAAUUUGAAUCUUUGUCUGAUCCAACGACUAUGUAUCCAAUGGAUGAAUAUGGAGCUAUUUACACAUCAGGAUUAACUUUUUUUCGUCAUUCUCAAGAUACUGGUUAUGAUUAUAUGGAAAAACCAUUAGAAAAUGUUUGUGCUGUAGCAAUGGCUGCCUAUCGAGAUCCUAAAUUAGAAGAAAAUUGGUUAGCACCGAAAUAUGCUGUUGGAACACGAAAAAAAAUUGAAAAUAUUUUUGCUAUUGCCUAUUAUCAUAAACAUGAUAGUCUUGUUUUAUCAGCUUUUGGUUGUGGUGCAUUUCAUAAUCCACCUAUUCAUGUUGCAAAACUUUUUUCUUCAGUUAUUGAUCAAUAUGCAGGCUUUUUCGAAACGAUUAUAUUUGCUAUUGUUGAUGAUCAUAAUGCAGGACAACGAUUAAAUCCUGAAGGUAAUUUCAAACCAUUUGUAGAUCUAUUAAAUGAAAAAUCUGCAAAACCCAUGAUGCCAAUGAAUAAAGCAAACACAAUGUUUGGUCCUUAUCGACUUUCAUCUGAUGGAUUAAAUGUUGCUGAUGUUUAUAUAUUUGAUUCAACACCAUGUAAUUUUGGAGCUAAAUGUAGCGAUAUUAAUAAUCCUAAUCAUACUCGUCAAUUUUCUCAUCCACCUUGUUGUCCUAGUGUAGCUAUUAGUGGUAAAUGUGAUUUAACAAAUGAUAUUGUUCACAUGAUUUCAUUUCUACAUCGAAAUCAAUGCCAAUAUGGUGGUGAAUGUCGAAAUAUUGAUAAUAAAAAACAUGCUCAAGAAUUUGAACAUCCAUCGUAUUGCAAACAAGGAGCUACUUGUGAAGACAUGGAAGAUAACCAUUUAAAAGAAUAUCGUCAUUUACCAUUGUGUAAGGAUGGAAAAAAAUGUAUGGAUUAUCAAAAACAUGUUAAAAAACAUUGUGAUACAUAUCGUCAUUGUAUACCUCGUUGCUCGUAUGGAAAUCACUGUACUAAUUUUCAUAAUAGGAAACAUACAACUGAAUUGCAACAUCCUUUUCCUACUGCUUGCCCACGUACUCCAUUUCAUUGUCCAACUUAUAUUGCUUUUUCAGAAGCAAUUGAUAUUCAUACUUUAUCAAAAGAUAUCCAUCAACAUUGUCUUGAAUUUGCUCAUGUUUGUCGAUUUGGUCGCAAUUGCACUGAUAAUACAUCAUUGCAUUUAGAAAAGUCUAUUCAUAUAGCUCGUUGUCUUUGUCCAUAUGGUGAUAAAUGUAUAAAACUUAAUCAAGAAGAACAUUUAAAUUCAUAUACACAUCCCGAUAUUGUUGAUAUUCGACGUAUGUGUAAAUAUGCUGAUAAAUGUCAUGAUCGUAAGAAAUUAGAUCAUAGUAUCAAAUUUCGUCAUGCCGUAACUUACGAAGAUAGUGGUGUUGUACGUUAUGAUGCUUUGAAUAAAAGUAUUAAUUUCGUACAAAAUCAAAAUAAUAGUAUUGCUCGUAUUCUUGAUUAUGUCAAAAAAAAUAAUUGGCAACCUUUACCAUCCGAAUCAGUUCCACGUGAAAUUCUCGAUUGGUUUCAUACUGUUCAACCUGUACAUCGAUGUAAUCCAAUUAUAUUUGAAUCAAUUCUUCUUCAUGGACAUGUCAUGAGCCGAGAUUAUAUGGAACAUUUAAAAAAACCAAUAUUCGUUGCUAAUAGUGUUAUGCAACAUAGUCGAAUACGUCGUAUUGAUAACUUACAUAUCCCACAAUACGAACAACAUGCUAGAGAAUAUAUUACUGCUAUUGUUAGUGCUGAAUAUGCAAAGGCUAACUUUCCGCCUCCAAUAGCACCAGAUUUAGGUUCGACACCAUCUCUACCACCUCGUCCAAUUUCUGCAUCUCAUAUCAAUAUCAUCAAAGCAAAAGAAAAAAUUUUGUUAAAUACAAUACCGCAAAACGAUCUGACUGCAUUAAAAUCAAAAGCAAUUGAAAUUGCGCAAGCCUCAAUUAAACUUCACUCGAAUCCAGCAGGAAUUGGUCAUGCACCUGACAAAGCCUUAGGUACUGAUAAACAUGUUUUUAGUGUUCUUGGUCCUCAUCUAGGACAUUAUUAUGGAGAUGUAUUUAUUGUUUUUAAACGAGAAAUUCUUCAUCAUCCUGAUGCAGAUUUUUCUAUUCAAGCAGCAACAUCUUUCAUUAGUGGCAAUACAUAUAAAUGGCGUCCAUGGUUAGGUGAUGAUCCAGGAACGCCAUCAGAACGUGUCAACUUAUAUCACAAUUCAAAAUUACAUGCUUCAAUUCCUGGAUAUGAUUAUGCAAUUGCUCUAGAAUUAAUUGCACUUACAAGCUAUACUUUAAAAUCAAAAUCUUUAGAUAUUGAUCUUAAUAAAAUUCUUAAACGUUAUAUACAAACUGAUUCACAUCAAAAUAUUGAAGCACAUUUACCUCAAUUGAUUCCACUUGACUAUAUAGAUCAUAUUUAUAUUCCACAAAAUAUAUUCGAUUCACUUAACUCUGAUACACGUAAAGCAAUUAAUGCAGUUUUUAAAACUAGUAUUACUGUUACACCACAUCAAGGUGAAGCUAAUCAACCAAUGGGUCCAUUUGGUCCAACACCUACAUCAAAAGAACGCGCUGACUAUCAAACUUAUGUUGUAGCCGAAUUAUUCAAACGAUAUGAUCGAGAUGUUCAUUAUCCACCAGCAAGACCUAUUCAAGGUACUAUUAUAACAAUACCUGGAACCAAUUUUGAUUAUAGUUUUGUUUUACCUCUGACUAUUUCACAAGCCUAUGAACAAUAUCGUAUUGAUCAUCAUCAAUCUCCAAAUGAAAAUAUAGCUUAUAUCUAUUGGCAAGUCAUGAAUGGAGAUAUGAUGUUAGCAUUAUCAAAUGAACCAAUAGAGUUAAAUGAAAAACAUCAACCAAAUCUUCGUUGUUUAAUCUGUUAUAUAGCGCCUAAGUGUGUAUCAUAUGAUACUACUUAUUACGAACAGACUACUUAUUUAAAUUGUGGACAACCUAUUCAACAUCAUGCAUUUGUUAGUAAAAAUGAAUACAAAGCUAAAUCAAAUAGAUUUCAUAUUGGAUGUAAUAUCGAUGAUUUUAUAACUUACUGUCUUGAAAUUCAUCGUUCAACUGGUAAAGUUAUUCUUCGUCAAGCUGGCUCGAAUUCAAUCUACAAUCAUGAAGAGAUAUCUUGUGAAUUCAGUAAAACAGAACUUGAUUUAGCAAAAUUAGAGUUUAUUCAUGUUACUGCUGGUGUUCAAAAAGCAGCUAUUCGAAAUUUAAUAGCUUGUUUUGAGAAACAAAAGAAUUUACAUCCAACAUUUGAUAAAGAUUUCAAGAAAAGUGUUUCAAUAGUAUCUAGUGCAUCACAUGUUAAAGGACCUAGUGGAGAUAGUAAUGGUGAUAGUUCUUCUUUAGAUCCUUGUCCUGAUAAUAUCAACUGUCUUCUUCAAUAUGCAACUGAUAGAUCAGAAACAAGUCAUAAUUCAAAAUUUUCACAUCCAUGUCGUUUUUCUGAACUCUGUCGAAACAAAGAACCACAUCUUACUCAUGACAUUCAUCCAUCUUCUUUAUGUACUUAUGAUAAAAAUUGUAAUAAAUUAACUGAUCCUUUCCAUCGAGCUGAAUAUCGUCAUACAAAUCUACCUGAUUUUCUUGUACCAUGUCGCAAUCAGACAAAAUGUCAAGAUAAAUCAAAUAGACAUCGAAUAAAAUAUUCUCAUGGAGAAAAAGUUUUUGGAAAAACACCAAUUGCAACAUCAGAAGAAUCAAAGUCAACUUCAUCAGAUCGGCAUGUUGAUCAUCGCACGCCUUGUAAAUAUGGUUCCAAAUGUAAAACAAUUAAUGAUCCAAGUCAUAAAGCAAAAUAUUCUCAUCCAAAAUCUAAAUAA
Messenger RNA from Rotaria sp. Silwood2, 6276 nucleotides. Lineage: Eukaryota; Metazoa; Rotifera; Eurotatoria; Philodinida; Philodinidae. The record is from the annotation of a GenBank genome assembly.